This is a messenger RNA of Mycotypha africana, 435 nucleotides long. RefSeq lists its product as uncharacterized. The annotation marks the transcript as partial. The record is from RefSeq and is a predicted model, not a curated record. The transcript is spliced from 2 exons. Gene Ontology annotation, molecular function: calcium ion binding. Lineage: Eukaryota; Fungi; Mucoromycota; Mucoromycetes; Mucorales; Mycotyphaceae.
GCUUUUGGAUUGUACGACAGGGAAAAUAAGGGAGCUAUUGAUCAUGCACACUUUGCCCCCAUUCUUAAAAGUUUAAACAUUGAGACAAAUGAUGAAAAACUAAACGUUAUGCUAAAUAAAAUUGAUAAGAAUCAUGACGGUUUGAUUGAUUUUGAAGAAUUUGUCCUUGCUAUGACAAAAUUCUCUGGAAAAAGACGCUUCUCAAGGCGAAUGAGCAGACAUGAAAGCGAUGAAUUACGAUUGUGCUUUGCCAAAUUUGAUCAAAAUGGUGACGGAUUGAUCUCUACUGACGAAUUAAAAGAAGUUAUGAAGGGAUUGGGCGAAGAACUGACUGAUCAGGAAAUUGAUCAAAUGAUGGAAGAGGCUGAUGCAAACAAUGACGGUUUUAUCGACUUCAACGAGUUUAGAGCUUUGAUGCCCUCUUCCUCAGCAUAA